This is a messenger RNA of Acanthoscelides obtectus, 444 nucleotides long. The record is from the annotation of a GenBank genome assembly. Lineage: Eukaryota; Metazoa; Arthropoda; Insecta; Coleoptera; Chrysomelidae.
AUGAUAUUAAAGCAAAAGAAAUCUUAUACUAUCGGUGAAGAAUUACUAAAACCAUGUGUCCUAAAAGCCACGCAGAUAAUUUUAGGAGAAGAUGCAGAGCAAAAAAUUAAGUCUAUUUCUCUUUCGAAAAAUACGGUCAAGCGUAGAAUCGAUGACAUUGCAACAGACAUAAAUUGCGAUGAAUACACCGGCAACGUUAAUUGUGCACAGUUAAUAGUUUAUGUUCGUUACAUCGGCGGAGAUAACAUUCAAGAAGAUAUUUUGUACUCCCAAUCUUUGACAGCAGGUACUUCAUCUGAAGAUAUAUUUAAUUCAAUAUCAAAUGUUGUUGAAAAAAAUUAUUUGGAUUGUAAGAAACUCAUUGGACUUUGCACAAAUGGCGCACAUGCAAUGAUAGGUGUACGAUCGGGCUUAGUUAAAAAGCUCAAGGAAAAAAUCUCGUAA